AUGUCUUCUGGGUUCUCCAGCAACAGCCUUUAUUGGCAGACACAGGCACCCUUGCAAAAGGGCAAUGCUACCAUUCUUUUCAUCCAUGCUUCGUGGAUGUCAUCAACCAUGUGGGAAGAGACUGUCCAGCUUCUUGCGCCGCACUUGUCAGAUGUCAACCUCCUCCGCAUCGAUUUGAACGGCCAUGGAAAGACCACCGCCGGCCGCAAGGAAUAUACUCUCUGGGAUCAAGCUGAGGAUGUCCUCGCUCUCUUGGGAGAGCUUGAACUCUCUCAAGUCAUCAUCGCAGCCAUCUCCAUGGGCUCGAUGAUCGCCCUCCGCCUGGCUCUGCUGAACCCCGCCAGAGUUGUGGGCCUUGUUCUACUCGGCUCCAACGCAUCUGCUGUGACGGACGUCCAGCGUAGCGCCUUCUACCAACUUCGCGAUAUCUGGGUUGCAACACCUGCUCCCAGUGAACAGAUUAUGAACGCCGCUAUCCUGGGCUGGGGCGGGAAUCCUGAUGUCGACAGCCCGCGUGCGAUUCAGAUCAAGAAGGACUGGGUUCAUCGCCAUUCCGGCGCUGAGAAUGUGGUGCCUACCCUGAAUUCGAUGAUGGAGAGGGAUACCCUGCUUGAUCGACUGGGUGAAAUUCGUGUUCCGGUUCUUCUGAUUCAUGGUGAGGAUGAUAAGACAUAUCCGCUAGAGGAUGCUGUGGACAUCAAGGAACAACUGGUUAACACAGAUGUGCGUUUGGAGGUUAUUAAGGACGAGGGUCAUCUGUUGAUUCACUUGAGAGAAGCCAAGGACGUGGCUGAGUGGAUUCAAGCUUUUAAACAGAGAGUUCUCGCAUAA
Messenger RNA from Aspergillus terreus NIH2624, 831 nucleotides. RefSeq names its product alpha/beta fold hydrolase. Lineage: Eukaryota; Fungi; Ascomycota; Eurotiomycetes; Eurotiales; Aspergillaceae. The coding region runs from base 1 to 831 and encodes 276 amino acids. The record is from RefSeq and is a predicted model, not a curated record. The transcript is spliced from 2 exons.